UCACCUCUCUGCUAUAGCCAGUAGACUUGGCAUCUGGCCAACAAACGCCGCGCCGCUCCUAAGGAUGCCCUUAAAUUGCCCUCUCCCUCUCUCCUUCUUCACUCCCGAUUUUAUUUUUUGUUAUCACCUGCGAUAUCCCUCUCUGCUAUAACCAAUAGACUUGGCAUUUGGCCAACAAACAACGCGCCCUUCUAUGAAUGCCCUUAAAUUGCCCUUUCCUUUCUCUCCAUCUUCCCUACCGAUUCUCUCCAACUUCCCUCCCGAUUUUUUUUUCAGACAUAUGAUUUUGGCAUUCAUAUGGCAGUCAAAGCGCGCAUGCCUAUUUAAUUUCUAUCGCUCCCAAAUUCAAUAA
This is a messenger RNA of Meloidogyne enterolobii, 352 nucleotides long. The record is from the annotation of a GenBank genome assembly. NCBI's taxonomy places the organism in Eukaryota, Metazoa, Nematoda, Chromadorea, Rhabditida, Meloidogynidae.